AUGCCGUCCCCCGUGGUCUCCAGACCCAAACCCGGUGAUGAUGUCAUCGUGCGAGCGAGGAGCCUCGUCCUCCUCCUGCACCUCCGUCAACACCGCCUGCUCCGACGGCGAGCACAACGCCUCCCUGUCCCUGUCGUCCUCCGUCUCCUCCGUCUCCCUGCAGGACACCUCCCACUCCUCCUCCUCCUCUUCCUCCUCCUCCUCUUCCUCGCUGCCGUAUGGCGCCGUGCCAACCUACAGCGCCUCCUCCUCCUCUACGAGGAACGACUCGGACAUCAGCCUGGAGCUCACGCCGCUGGUGGCGCCGCACAGAGGAGGAGCCAACGGGGGAGGAGGAGGAGCCUGUGCCGUCCCGGGUGGAGGCAACCCCCCCCGUGGAGGUGUAGCCGAUCCGGCGGCGGCAGGUGCGGUGGCCCCGCCCAAACAGCUGUCCCGCCUGGACCGAGUGGUGCUGGAGAUCGUGGAGACGGAGCAAAGCUACGUCAGGGACCUGAAGAGCAUUGUGGAGGAUUAUCUGGGCUGCAUCAUCGACUGUGGCUCUCUGCCUCUGAAGCCGGAGGAGGUCAGCACUCUGUUCUGCAACAUCGAGGACAUCUACGAGUUCAACAGCGACCUCCUGGAGGACUGGAGAGGAGUCCUCACGCUGCAGCCAUCGCCGAGUGCUUCGUGGAGAGGAGCGAGGCCUUUGACAUCUACACCCUCUACUGCAUGAACUACCCCAGCUCGGUCGGGGUCCUGAGGGACUGCAUGAAGAACAAAAGUCUGGUUCCUUUCUUCCAGGAGAGACAGACGACUCUGAACCACUCGUUACCUCUGGAGACGUACCUGCUGAAACCAGUGCAGAGGAUCCUUAAGUACCACCUCCUACUCCAGGAACUUUCCAAGCACUUUGACAAGAGCGACUCCGGGUACGAGGUCAUCGAGGACGCCAUCAUCACCAUGACGGCGGUGGCCUGGUACAUCAACGACAUGAAGAGGAAGCAGGAGCACGCAGUGCGGCUGCAGGAGAUCGAGUCCCUGCUGGUGAACUGGAGCGGGCCGGCCCUCCGUGGCUUCGGGGAGCUGGUUCUGGAAGGUUCUUUCCGGGUCCAGCGUGUGAAGAAGGAGCGAGCCUUCUUCCUGUUCGACACCAUGCUGCUCAUCGCCAAGAAGAGGCUGGACAUGUUCGUCUACAGCACGCACAUAUUCUGCUGUAAUCUGCUGCUGGUGGAGACUCUGAAGGAUUCUCUGUGCUUUAAAGUCUCCGACCAAACGAUCCCUAAGCUUCAGCACGUGGUCCAGACAAAGAACCAAGAGGAGAAGAGACUUUGGGUCCAUUACCUCAAGAGGCUGAUCGUAGAGAACCACCCUGCUUCUCUACCACAGAAGGCGAGGCAGGUCCUGGGAGACGACUUCUGUCCAUCUCCUUGUUUCGAGCGGGAGGACCCAAAGAAGAAGAAGAAGAAGUCGGCGGCGCCGCUGCCGCGACCAGACGAUGUCCACAGCUUCCAGCGAGGCCGGCGUCAGUCAGAGCCUCCAGAGCUGAUGCUCUACACACCGGAGAAGUCCAGGAAGAGUCUGCCGCUGCUGCUGGAAGGAAACCUGCCCUGCAGACGCACCAGGAGACAAUCAGCUCCCGCCAAGGACAUCGAAGCGGCAUUUAGUCCACAAGCUCUGAAGCAGGCCGGGAGCGAGGGCGAGCUGAGCCAGGCAGGCAGCGGCAGCACGAUGGCGUCCUUCGUCACCCAGGGGGAGGCCAACAGGGCCGGACCGGUACCACAGCUGAGGCCGAGCCGAGAGGAGGAGGAGGAGGACGAAGAGGAGCUGAUCCCCCUCAGUCCACCUCCCACACUGUCAAUCACAGAGGAAAUCCUGGAGUUCAUCAACCGGAGCAGAGCCAGAGAGGGACUCACCGCCAUCACCACCCACGCCACGCCCAAAGAGAGUCAUCUUUCAUCUAUCCAGACCAACUUCACCUCCCCACUGCCGCCGCCUCCCUGCCCCUCCAGUCCAGAACAAAGACCCACAAUGCAUCAGGAGCAGGAAAAAGCAGACACUGAGAAAGACAAUGCCUUCCGAUGUCAAACCGGCGGUCUAGCAGGGAAGGGGGGUCUACAAAAUGAGAGGACUGUGAGUGAAGUCCAGGAGAUGGAGAUGUGGAGAAGGGAGAUGGAGGAGGAGGAGGGAGAUGGAGGAGGAGGAGGGGCAGAAGUAGUAGUGCUAGGGAAAGAGGAAGAAAAGGAGAAAACAAGGGACGAAGGAGGAGAGACCCAUGUCCAUGUGUCGGAUCUUCAUCCCUCCAUCUCAGCAGAGAACGAAGGAAAGAGUUCACUCAGGAAGGAUGUGAUCAUUGAAACCCCCCCUUCGUUCCAAUGUUCAGAUACAGAUCCUCCUCAUCACCCAUCCCAUAAAGAACAGCCACGCACAAGAGGCUCCAAACUCACCAAACGGGACCAGAAGAUCAUCGAGAAGAUCAGGAGUUACUACGAAGCGGCAGCUGAGGCCGGAGAGAACCAAGAAAAGGAAGAAGGGGAAGAAGAACAAGGAGAAGGAGGGUCACCAAGAAGGAGAAACAGUUUCUCGCACAUCCCCUCUGGCUUGGUGAAGGAGUCGGUAUCGCGCUUUGAUGUGAGCGGGCACCAAGGUGAGCUGGAGGGCAAACGUGGAGAGGGUGAGACAAAAGAGGUUAUUGAUAAAGACGCUGAUCCGAAGAUCUCUUCCUUUACUCCGCUCACAGCGGAAGUAGAGAACGAGGUACAGGCUGAGGAACCAAUCAGCACCUCAGAUUUGGAUUCAGAGGGUACCGCUGCUGAGAUUCAGAACGAGGAGCCUCCAAACCAAGAGAAUCUACGGUUGAGUCCAAACUGUCCUGUGGAAGAAGACUCUGUAUUUCCGAUCCAAGAUGGAAAAGUCUGCAAAGGACCAUUGGAAGAAGCGACGGAGGAAGCGGCGGAGGAAGCGGUGGAAGAAGCAACAGAGAAAGCGACGGAAGAACCCCAGAAAGUGGAUGUUUCUACAGUAGAGCUAAAAGAAGAACCAACAAUUACCAAACAGCACGAAUGGAAGGAGGAACCAAUCAAAACCAGUCCUGGAAACACAGUUGAUAUGAAUGGCCAUGAACCUAACCCAGCAGGGACAGCAGAAUCAAAGGAAAUCCCAGAUGAGCCGCCUCCUCCUCUGUCAGCUACAGAACCAUGCCAAAAAAACGGGGACAAAACUCAGCCCACUUGGACAACAACCAAACGAAGAGACCUAGAAGGAACCAACCUUGAAGGUCUUAUUGGUCAGAUAAAAGUGGGUCGAUGGUCCCGCCACUCCAGGAUUGUCACCGCCAACCGGGUCUUGUUUGAGGGCUUGGGGUCAGACGUAGCCGGCAUUGGGUUGUUCGAGGCAGGCCCCGUGGUGGACCCCAUGCUGAUGGAGAACUCAGAGCGAAUUCUGAGCAAGGUCCAAACAAUUGCCCGCAUGUACGGCACCAAAGUCAGCACCAUGAAGGUUCCCCUGCAUCAGAAACGGGCCAGCAAUGUAUGGAACCAAUCGUCAUGCUCAGGUAGAUUCUCUGGGUACUCAACUCAAAGUCAGUCGACUCAAUCUCAGACCCCGACUAAAUGUGGAACACAGACCAAAUUCCAGAGCCAGACAGGAACCCACAUCCAUAAUCAAAGCCAGAUAUGGAGUCCAACACAUUAUGAAAACCAGAACCAGACCAGGACUGGGCCAAGUUGGGAGGACCGGGCAAUCCAGGAGGAUAGGAGCAUCAAGAGCUGGACAAACGACCUCCAUGAGGAAUCAGCGCCUCCACAGGAGCCUGUGCUGUUGGUCAAAGACCCAGUGUGUCCUCGCCAGACCAACGCAGUGACGCUCUCCAGACCCAGAGACUUUAUCUCCGCCUUGGCCAAAGAUAGAGAAUGUCCAUCAACUGACAACGUCCAGACCUCCAGCAUGCUUUCUGCUUCCAGGGAUGGCGUCAUACCGCCUGAGAAUCAGGGACCCAGAAUAUGCUGCUCCGCCAGCAACUGCUCAUUGAUGUCAACCACCAACCCUGCAUGUAGAGUCCCAGAGAUCACGGACCUCUGCUCCACGCCGUCUUCCGAGAAAGAAGAAGCCCACAGUUACAGCGGGGAGAUUAGUGCAGAUAACAUAGAGAAGUAUGGGGACGUCCUCGCUUCUCCAGAAUGCAACCCUCCUACUGGACGUACUGAGCCCAAAGUUGUGUCGGCCCCGGACAGAGAGCUUGUACCAGGUCUGCCAGCAGAUCAGAUCCAGAGGGCACCAGAGCCAAACAGCAGGAUGCUACUUCACAGCUCGUCGGUGGUCUUCGGAGAAGCCGGAGGUCCAAGUCAGCGACUGACCUUUGACCCCUCGUGGGUUACCGCUUACACAGAAGCCGCAGAGGGUCAGCGGCUUUCUGGUCAGAACUUCAAUCCGGUGGAGCGUCUGCCAACAUUCACCAGCCGGAGGCCGGACGACCUCCCAAGGGGCCUCCAGGACUCACCGUCCCCCCAAGAGGACAAGCUCCCCUCUGCCUGCAGCCUCAGACACCGCUCACCCUCCCCUGUCAGAGCACUUCCCUGUUCCUCGCCAUUCAGCGUCGUUCCGGCGUCUUCUCCCGCUUCUCCAUCUGCCCCGACAACUCCUCCCUCUCCUAGGGCGGAGUCCUCCUCUCCCUUCUGGAGGUCUUCGUCCAUGCGAGCAGGUCCUCCUUCCCCUCUGCGUUCCUCCCCCGUGGCCUCUUCCUCCACUUUUACCCGAUCCCUCGCCGCCUCAUGUAUCAGCCAGUCCAUCAGCCAGAGCAUGGCAAAGAACUGUGCCCCACCCACUAACCGAAGCCCCGCCUCCACGUCUCACCCUCGCCGGCGAUCCCCCUCUCCAAAACCUCUUCCUGGUCAGCAGGUCUCUGGCUCCCCCGCCUACGCCCAGCUGGGGUGCUCCAAAGACGGGCACCACUUCCCUCGAGGUCGCCUGUCCUCCCCCUGGUCCUCCUGUCCUCCCUCGUCUCUUUGUCCUUCCCCUCGUUCCUCUUUCCUUCACUCCAAGACUGACUCCAACGCAAACAGCAACAACAACAAUAGCAGCACCGUCGCUACGACGAUCCCGCCGGGCAUCGACCCCGUCUGGUCCGUGUCACACAACCGCGUGGCUCGGCCUUUCUCCGCCUCCGAGCCCAGCUCGCGGGUUCAAUCCCCGUCGCCUCCAUCUCCCAUCCCGACGUCUUUCAACCACUUCUGCUCGCCGCCUCCCCAACUGAGCUGCGCCUCCCUCGUGGCGAGCAAGCCCCCCCAUCCGCGAGGGAGUGUGCGGGCCGGCGGCUUGAGCCCUCGCAACCCACUGGGCCUCACGCUGGAGUUACCCCGGUCGACGCCCGGUCUUGGCCCCCGGGUCCUGUCGCCUCCUCCAAUCGGCGUGCCGCCGAACAUGUGGACCAGUGACGUUGCGGCACCUCAACCCAGGAACGCCUCCUUUCCCUCUUCUUCUUUGGUCCCGCCACGUAGCCCCAAGGCCUUCCCCAUGGACCCUCCUCAACCCCUCCGGCGGAGUCACUCAUCCAACAUGGCUGACCGACUGCCGCAGCGCUCCGGAAUCGGCGGCGUCCUUGAGUCCUGGCCCACCGGCAGCGGGUGGUCCUCUUGUGGCAGCUCCCCUUCCCACCUAAUUCCCCAGGCCAGGGUUCAAACCCCGCUCUCCCCCGGCGGCCUCGGCGGGCAGAACUUCACCGUGCCUUGCCCGGAUGUAAGAGAGCUCUCCAUCAAAUACAGGGGGGGCGAUGGCCUCCGUGCCGCCUCCUACUCCCCCCUCACCUCCCUUCCCCCUAUCUCCCCUCUUCUCCCUAGGUGGGGGGACCCCGAGAUGCGGGAGGGGGACUGUCGCAGCCAGCUGAUCUGUGCCUACGUCGGCCACACCUCCUCCUCACCCCUGCUCUCUCCGCCUCCCCUCCGGCUUCUCUUGACCAGCACCACCUCUACCGAUCAAAUGACACCUACCUCCCCCCCCCACCCCUUCGCCCUUGCGCGCAUCGCCCCCCCCCCUUCACUCUUUCCCCGCAAACCAAACAGGAGAGCCAGAAGACCAGCUACGCCACCACGGUCAACCUCCAGAUUGCCAGGAGUGGCCGGAUAACCUCCUUCAGCACUGCCCAAGUCAGCCUGACCCAAACUCUGCAGGGCGGAGCUGCAGCCAGGGGGGCGGGACCUGGACCGGCACCGGGCCCGGGCCAGUCCACCAGGAGAGUAAGCAUCAAUGGACUCUCACACAUCCCUCCAACUCUUUCUCAGAAAUGAAACAGGAUGUGAAAGAAAUGGAGGAGCUUUUAGAAAGAAGAAGCGGGAAAAGCUGAGUAACUGCUGGUCUCAAGGAAACCGGCCCUUUAAGAGGUCAAUGGACCGGCCCUUUAAGAGGUGGACCAGAGUUCAUCUGGAGCAAGUUCCAGAGGUAGAGGACUUCUACAAAAAGUAUAUAGCAGCGGUUUCCAAACUGUUUAGGCCAUGCACCCCCUUCUACAUCUCGACCUUGUUCAUGCACCCCCAAACCACCCCAAAUAAAAAAAGGAAAGAAAAGAAACAGAGCCUAUUUAUAGCUGCAAUAAAAUUGGACCAAUGAAAGAACA
Molecule: messenger RNA, 6583 nt
Organism: Gasterosteus aculeatus aculeatus (three-spined stickleback)
Lineage: Eukaryota; Metazoa; Chordata; Actinopteri; Perciformes; Gasterosteidae
Source: RefSeq, a predicted model, not a curated record